Molecule: messenger RNA, 1312 nt
Organism: Aethina tumida (small hive beetle)
Lineage: Eukaryota; Metazoa; Arthropoda; Insecta; Coleoptera; Nitidulidae
Gene: MrgBP
Product: MRG/MORF4L-binding protein
Exons: 2
Coding region: 99-767 (222 amino acids)
Biological process (GO): regulation of transcription by RNA polymerase II
Cellular component (GO): nucleus; NuA4 histone acetyltransferase complex
Source: RefSeq, a predicted model, not a curated record
UUAAAAAAGACCUAGACAAAAAGCUACAGACAACCGAAAAGCUGUCAUGUCGAAAUUGUUUCUUUUUUAAAAGCUGUAGAAAUAUAUUAUUUCAUGUAAUGGACGAUUUCGAGUGGAACGUUGUUCAUGAAGGACAAUUACUGGACGCGAUGGUAGGACAUAAACCAGUCGGUGUAAAUAAAUACUUCCAAAUGGCCUUUAUAGUUGAUAAAUUUACCGACACCAUAAACAAAGACAUAAACCCCCAAAAGAUAUGGUCCCACCUCGAGACUAUGUACAAUUUAGAAGCUUUAGACGAGAGUGAAUCAAUCCCAUUUCCCAACACCGAAAAGGACUUUGUGUUGCCUGAAUCUGACUUUGGUAACUUACUUACCAAAAAAGAUGAAGAUAAGACUAGCAAAACACAGCCACAAAAAGGUAGAGAAACCCCCAAAAACAUGAAGGAAAUUAAGAAAGAGGAUAAAGCCACUCCAAUUAAAAAAGAAGCACAACGUAGGGACAGUAAAGAUAGCAAAGACAGCAAAACACCAGUGGCCAAAAAGGAGGUCAAGAAAGAACCAGAGAAAACAAAACCUGCUGUAAAAGGUAGAAAUUCAGUGUCCACACCAAAAGAUGAUGCAAAAUCAGGUAAAAAUAAAUCAGAUGAGACUCCCAAACAAACAAAACGGCCUACACGAGGUAGUUUGAAACCAAAUGAUGACUCAGGAUCAAGUGGUAAGUCUAGUCCAAUCACAGUUACUCCAACAGUUAAACGGAGACGCAUAUAGGAUUCAGAUAAUUUUUGUGAGGCAUUGUUUUAAGUAUUAUAUGUUGACUACUAAAUUUUUGUAUUGUAUACUUUUGUAAAAAAUUGAAUUCGUUACUUAGUUCAGUCCCUUCCUUAUAAAAUUUGUUGAUUAAGUAAGGAAUUUGUGCCGUUUCAGUUUAAAAAUAAGUCUUCUGAAUUCACUUUUUUACUAAGUUGUAUAUAUGAAACAUGAAAUGUAUUAAUACAAAUAGGGAACAAUGUACAAAGAUAUUGUUACGAAUAUGUAUGUAAUGUUUAAGUGCCCCUUAGUAGAUUUAAAUCUCUGAAACUUGUAAAUUAUAUAUAUAAAUUAUAUAAUUGUAAGGAUACUUAAAAAGUUUUUUUUAUUGUAUGUCGAGAGAUGUAAAUGACUGAAAUAUCAUUUGUAUAAAUAUGGAUAUUGGUGUGUCACCAAUAAAUGUUGUUUUUGUGUUACGGACAGAUCUUGAUUUUUAUUUGUGUUAACCAAAGAAUUUUAUAUAAAAAUGUUGUCUUUAAUAAAGAUAAUAUAUAUAUUUUUCUGUU